CGGAAUCAGUCCCUCGUUUUCCAGAGUUCCUCGUCGAGAUUCCGCACUCCGUCUCUAACCACCAAGCCGUUCAGGUGAUCAAGCGACAACAUUGCCCUCCAUGCAGGGCCUCAAACGUUUACAAGAAGCCAUUGAACGGCACCGUGAGAGCAAGGAGAUUAAUAUCAAGUACAAAACACCCCUCACCAUCCGCAACGUCAACACCUUUACCGACGAGCAAGCCAUCGACGAUGCCUGUAACCCAGUUCGCUGUGACCGAUACCUACGAAUAUCUGAAUGGGUUCGGGGGAUUCAAAGAGAGUGAAGCGGUAGAAGGCGCUCUGCCGCUGGCGGCAAACUCUCCCCAAAAAUGCCCUCUCGGGCUCUACAAUGAGAAAUUCUCGGGCACAGCAUUCACUGCUCCGCGAAACGACAAUCAGCAAUCAUGGCUGUAUCGCAUCCUUCCGUCCGCAGCCCACCAGAACUUCGAACCCGUCCCAGAAUCAUCCUCUGAAUCCCUUACUUCGGUCACACCAAGUUUUGGAAAGCAUUUCAAUGCGAUCCCCAAUCAGUUACGAUGGGAUCCUUUUGAUUUUGACAAGGAAGCGUCGUGGAUACACUCGCUCCACUUGGUGGCAGGAGCAGGCGACCCGACCAUGAAACAGGGCCUGGGCAUCUACAUCUACGCUACCGGCACAAGCAUGCCCGAGAAGACGGCCUUCUACAGCGCGGAUGGAGAAUUCCUCAUCGUUGCACAGCACGGUGUCCUCGACAUCCGAACCGAAUUCGGUAAGAUACUUGUGCGACCGAACGAGAUCUGCGUCAUUCCCCGCGGUAUUCGCUACCACGUUACACUGCACGACAACGAGCCGGCGCGGGGUUAUAUCCUUGAGCUCUACCAAGGCCACUUCAGACUGCCCGAAUUGGGUCCCAUUGGCUCCAACGGUCUGGCCAACGCGCGUGACUUCCAGACCCCGGUUGCAGACUUCAUCGAGGAUUACGAAAACACCGAAUGGACGCUGUACGGCAAAUUUGGCGGCAAUUUGUUCGCGGCCAAACAGUCGCACACUCCCUUUGAUAUUGUCGCUUGGCAGGGGACUUUCUAUCCGUACAAGUACGACCUGGGUCGAUUCAAUGCCAUCGGCAGUAUUUCUUUUGAUCAUCCUGAUCCUUCUAUCUUCACCGUUCUCACUGCUCCAUCCAUCCCACAUGGCGACGGUACGGCGGUGGCGGAUUUUGUCAUUUUCCCACCUCGAUGGCUGGUUGCCGAGAACACUUUCCGACCACCGUGGUACCAUCGCAACACCAUGUCCGAGUUCAUGGGAUUGAUCAUGGGCAACUAUGAUGCCAAAGGGGCUGGCAAGGGAGGGUUCCAGCCGGCUGGAGCCAGUUUACAUAAUACAAUGAGUGGGCAUGGACCAGACAUGCCAACGUAUGAAAAGGCUUCAACGAUGGAUCUACCGCCGACCAAGAUUGGCGAGGGUAGUAUGGCGUUCAUGUUUGAGACAUGCUUGAUGUUGGGAGUGACCGAAUGGGGAUUGAAGACUUGCCAAAAGGUGCAAGAGACGUAUAAUGCUCAUUCUUGGGGACCGUUGAAGGUACACUUCAAGCGACCUGACUCGUCGCGAGGGGUUAGCAAUGGUGAGAAGAAGAAUGGUGUCGCUCAAAAGGAUCUGAGUAGCGUUCACGAUCUUUGAGAGAGAAUGAAUGAAUGACUGGAGAUGGAUAUGGGAUGUAUUUCCACAGAUGGUAGUCCUUGGUGGUGAUAGUGGUAGUCAACGCUGUCUGAAUGAAUCCAAAGAAUACGCAAGCCAACCAACGUACCACUCGCACCUCUGUAUUUCACACAUGCAAGCUUGUUGAUUCCAU
This is a messenger RNA of Exophiala viscosa, 1848 nucleotides long. Its product is annotated as homogentisate dioxygenase. The record is from RefSeq and is a predicted model, not a curated record. Gene Ontology annotation, molecular function: homogentisate 1,2-dioxygenase activity. Gene Ontology annotation, cellular component: cytoplasm. Lineage: Eukaryota; Fungi; Ascomycota; Eurotiomycetes; Chaetothyriales; Herpotrichiellaceae. The transcript has 4 exons. The coding region runs from base 231 to 1676 and encodes 481 amino acids. Gene Ontology annotation, biological process: L-phenylalanine catabolic process.